GGGCGGGCCUUGAGGGCGGCGCUUCCGGUCCGCGGAGCCUGGCGGCCAGAGCUGCGGCGGCGGCGGCGGCGGCGGCGGCGGCGGCGGCCGAGACGGGAGGAUGGCGGGCGCUGCGAGCGAAGCUCGGUUUGCCGGGUUGUCGCUGGUGCAGCUCAACGAGCUGUUGGAGGAUGAGGGGCAGCUGACAGAGAUGGUGCAGAAGAUGGAGGAGACACAGAAUGUUCAGCUCAACAAGGAGAUGACGCUGGCCAGCAACCGGAGCCUGGCAGAAGGAAACCUCCUCUACCAGCCCCAGCUGGACUCGCGGAAGGCUCAUUUGACCCAGAAAUACCAAGAACUCCAGGUGCUCUUUGAAGCCUAUCAGAUAAAGAAGACCAAGCUAGAUAAACAGUCCAGCAGCGCUUCCUUGGAGACCCUCUUAGCGCUCCUGCAGGCGGAAGGGGCCAAGAUUGAGGAAGACACCGAGAACAUGGCUGAGAAGUUUCUCGAUGGAGAACUCCCUCUGGACUCCUUCAUCGACGUCUAUCAGAGCAAGCGGAAACUGGCCCACAUGCGAAGGGUCAAAAUCGAGAAGCUCCAGGAGAUGGUGCUGAAGGGGCAGAGACUGCCGCAGGCCCCCGCGCCCACCCCGCUGCCACCCAGGGUGCCUGAGCCGGCCCCUGCCGCCCCCCUGCCCUACCCCAUCCCGGAGGCCAGCGGGCCCCCCUCCGUGGUGCCUCGGCGCAUCCCGCCCCCACCGCCCCCAGCGCCUGCAGGACGCUUAGCCACGCCGUUCACCGCCGCCAUGGGCUCAGGACAGGCCCUCCCGUACCCGGCCGUGCAGUGCCCGCCCCUGCCCCCCCGAGGGGGCCUCCCCGCCCAGCAGGGCUUCUCCGCGCAGCAGUUUGUGUCGCCACCGUACCCGCCAGCGCUGCCCCAGAGACCCCCGCCCCGGCUGCCCCCACACCAGCCCGGCUUCAUCCUCCAGUGAGCGGCCCUCAUCCUCCCGGGGAGGCUCCCUCGCCGCCCGCCAGCUGGGGCUCCGCACACACAGGUGGAGGCUGUGGGCACCAGCUGCUCUGCCGGGGGCUCCGGUGCCUGGGGCAGGGCGUCUGGCUGGUUUUAGCGCUGUAGGUCAGUGGUCAUAGACAUAGAACCCUGGUUUUGGACACCGAGGCAGCUGCGCAGGGGCUCGGCCCGACAUCACUGUGGUCGAGCUGGUGUGUGUUCUCGGUAUGGUUUCUUGUUCUGUGUUGAUGAGCCCCUGAGUUUGGGGGGAAAAGCCUCCCCUUCCCCCCACCGCACCUCUGUUCCCAUGUAGGAUCGUUGUCUUCCCGUUGCAGCUUUAUUUAAUAAGCACGGUUCAUCAUUUCUGCUUUAUUUUCAAGACGGUUCUGUGCGUCCCAGCCCACCACCCACUGCAGCCGCCGGCAGGGGUUGGUUGGGUGAGCCAGCCCGGAAGGUGCUCUCUGGACCUGCGUGGGGCGAGCGGUCCUCCCAGCCCCUCCCUCCCCGACCCUGGACGCUUCACAGCCGCCUGCGGAGUUUGCACUUGCCCCCAGCCACGUCCAGAGGCCGGCGAGUCAUGGCCGGGUGAGGAGGAGGGUGGGAGCUGGGCUUGGCACACGGAGGCUGUCCCCAGCUCCUCCUCCUCCUCUGCGAGCCAGCCAGGCUUUCUGUGAAGACCUACUCCUCCGAUGUUUUUACUACGUGUGUACUUUUCCUGUUUUAUAUUGGGGAAGAAAACAUUUUUUGUUUUUGACACUCACAAGACCAUUCAGGGAAACUUUCGGAAAAAUGCACAUACAGUCUUGAGCAGGUUGAGAUGCAGAUGAAGUGACGCAGUUUCGUUCCGUGCAAGCGGCGCACGGUCGCACCUGCAGGCUCGUGCUGUGCCUUAGCUCCACCUGCUGCCGGGAGGGGCCGGCCAGGCGGGGGUCUCGUCUGCAUUCGUUCCUUGUCGUGUUGCAGGUGGAAGGAAGGUCCACCCACUUCGAACCAGGAUACUUACUCAUAGCCAAUAUUCUCUGCCUCUGGCUGGGCGUGGGGCAGGGGUGCGACGGCUGCCAGCCACCCCUCGGCUUGGAUGGGGGCCGACGAGCUGAGGCCCUGGCCGCACCCCGGGUGCUCCCUGCUCCCCGGGCGCUCGUCUGCACGUGCCACGUGUGCCGGGUUCCCAGGGCCCAGCUGGGGCAGGGGGUUGGGGGUGGUGCUGCCUCUCUCCAUCUGCUGACGGAAAAAGCCGUGCUGAGUGGUGGAACUCGGACCUGUGACUCCAGCAGGCCACGGCCCAGAGGACAGAAUCCAGGUGGGGUCUGGCCCAGCAGGCCAUGGGCAAGGCCACCGCCCUGUGUCCUCAAUUACUGUACAUUUCUACUCCUGGACUUGAACUCUGCUGUAUCAUUAACUGUUUUUCAAGAGAACAACUGUACAGGACGACUUACUGCCCUGCCAAUCAGGUGGGCCUGCCACGCCUGUCAGCCUCGAGAGUGGUGCCACCACCCCGUACCUCUGCCGUCCGCCCCGCCGUUGGGGGUGCCUGCCCCCUGCCAGGGGCACAGCCAAACGUGUGAGCUCGGUCGGCGUUGAUGGGGGGAAGAGGCCGCCAAGCUGGCCUCACCGUCUCUCCAGGGCCACAUCUGAGCUGUGGCUGUAAAGCUGUAAGACCCUUUUUAAUAAAUAGAGAGUUGUUAAUAA
This is a messenger RNA of Cervus elaphus (red deer), 2676 nucleotides long. RefSeq names its product VPS37B subunit of ESCRT-I (gene VPS37B). The record is from RefSeq and is a predicted model, not a curated record. Gene Ontology annotation, biological process: protein targeting to membrane; ubiquitin-dependent protein catabolic process via the multivesicular body sorting pathway; protein targeting to vacuole. The transcript is spliced from 4 exons. Gene Ontology annotation, cellular component: ESCRT I complex. Bases 101 to 970 code for a protein of 289 amino acids. NCBI's taxonomy places the organism in Eukaryota, Metazoa, Chordata, Mammalia, Artiodactyla, Cervidae.